Molecule: messenger RNA, 1704 nt
Organism: Blastocystis hominis
Lineage: Eukaryota; Bigyra; Opalinata; Blastocystidae
Exons: 6
Coding region: 1-1704 (567 amino acids)
Biological process (GO): glucose 6-phosphate metabolic process; gluconeogenesis; glycolytic process
Cellular component (GO): cytosol
Molecular function (GO): monosaccharide binding; glucose-6-phosphate isomerase activity; carbohydrate derivative binding
Source: RefSeq, a predicted model, not a curated record
AUGGAUUCUUUCGUACAAGCUAUGACGACUCAACACAUCUGGGAAACUGCGGAGUGGGAAACUCUGAAGCAAGAUGUGCCUGAAGUCACCAAGCUCCAUCUCCGCGACUUGCUCCAGGACCCGGAGCGUUUCUCCCAGUUCUCUGUCGAGUUCGACGGCAUUACUUUGGAUUACAGCCGCCAAAAGCUCACUCCCAAGGUGAAGGAGGAUUUGCUGAAGCUGGCCGAGCGUGCCCAGGUGAAGGAGAAGCUUAACGCCAUGAUGACGGGUAAGAAAAUCAACAUCACGGAGAACCGCGCCGUCCUCCACUCUGCGCUCCGUGCCAACAAGGACGAGCAGGUCUUUGUGGACGGCAAGAACGUGGUUCCUGAUGUCUACGAAGUCCGCGAGCACAUUCGCGACUUCUCCGAGCGCGUCCGCUCUGGUGCCUUCUUGGGUUGCACCGGCAAGCCGCUCACCUCGGUGAUCUCCAUCGGCAUCGGUGGUAGCUACCUGGGUCCCGAGUUCGUCUACGAGGCGCUGCGCAACGACCCCGUCGCGCACAAAGCCGCAGAGGGCCGCGACCUGCACUUCGUGGCGAACGUGGACCCGCUGGACAUCGCGCGCAACGUGGAGAAGCUGGACGCGGAGCGCACGCUGAUCGUCAUCGUCUCCAAGACCUUCACCACCGCCGAAACCAUGCUCAACGCGCGCUCUCUGCGCCGCUGGCUCCUCGAAAAGCUCGCCGGAAAGGCCACCGAGGCGGAGAUCAUCGCGCACCACAUGUGCGCCGUGUCGACGAACAUCCCCGCGGUGACCGCCUUCGGCAUCGACGCGUCGAACAUCUUCGGCUUCUGGGACUGGGUGGGCGGCCGCUACUCAGUGUGCUCGGCGGUGGGUCUGCUGCCUCUGUCGCUGCAGUACUCCUACGCGGUGAUGGAGCAGUUCCUGCAGGGCGCCCACGCGAUCGACGAGCAUGUCCGCACCGCCGACUUUGCCCAGAACAUCCCGGUUAUGCUCGGUCUGCUGGGCGUGUGGAACUCCACCUUCCUCGACUAUCCCUGCCGCGCGCUGCUCCCCUACUCGCAGGCGCUGCUUCGCUUCCCCGCGCACAUCCAGCAGGUGGACAUGGAGUCGAACGGCAAGCGCGUGGCGAUGGACGGCACGCCGCUGCCCUUCGCGUCGGGCGAGGUGGACUUCGGCGAGCCGGGCACCAACGGCCAGCACAGCUUCUACCAGCUCAUUCACCAGGGCCGCGUGAUUCCCUGCGACUUCAUCGGGUUCUGCAAGAGCCAGGCGCCGCUGGAGAGCGAGACGGAGGCCGUGUCGAACCACGACGAGCUGAUGUCGAACUUCUUCGCGCAGCCCGACGCGCUGGCGGUGGGCAAGAACGAGGCCGACUUGGAGGCGCAGAACGUCCCCGUCGAGCUGCGUCCGCACAAGUUCUUCUCGGGAAACAGACCGUCGUCGUCGCUGCUGUUCCCGGAGCUGAACGCGUACACGUGCGGAGAGUUGCUGGCGAUUUAUGAGCAUCGCACCGCGGUGCAGGGAUUCGUGUGGGGACUGUGCUCGUUCGACCAGUGGGGAGUGGAGCUCGGAAAGGUGCUGGCGACCUCGGUGAGGAAGCAGCUGCAUGGAUCGAGAAAGGAGAACGCGGAGGUCAGUGGAUUCAACCCUUCGACCACGGCGAUGUUGAAGAAAUAUUUAAGUGCGUGGUGUGUUUGA